GGAGAGAGAGAGGAGAGGACUAGGCGCGGUGAAAUGUCAACUGGCCAGUGCAAAUAAUAAUUGUCCAUGGGGCCAACCAAGAAGGAGGAGCCAAUGAACUUGCUGACAACUUGAGCCGGCCACAAGUAGCAGGUCGUGGAGGAGAAGCCCCUUGGGCGGUCAAGGAAUCAUGGGUGACCUCCAGGCCACCAUCGAGUUCUCCGUGGAGCUGCACAAGUUCUUCAAUGUGGAUUUGUUUCAGCGCGGCCUCUACCAGGUGCGUUGUGGCCUACGUGUUUCGCCCCGUCUGCCCGUCCAGGUGGAGACGAGCAUUCCGGAUGCCAGCGGCCCCGGCAAACAGAACGGACACGCGAACGGCCUGGGUUCCGGAUCCGGCUCCGGAUCGGCCAACGCCACCGGCAAUGCCACCGACCAUGGCAGCAGCGACAGCGAGCGAGGCGAAUUGUCACCGGGCGAAGGCAGUGGAAACCUGGGGAAUGCCUCACUGGCGGGCAGCUGCUCCUCCGCCUCGGUUAUCAACGGCAGCGGUGCCUCGCGCAUCUUUCAGAUACUCUAUCGGAAUGAGGAGGUGCCUUUACGCGACAUUAUCCACUUUCGGAGUCAUCUUUUAGUUGACAGUCGUCACCUGAAGGAGUCCAUUGAACGGGCCGAGUUCUCCUUGCAGCUGGAGCUCUGGUUUGGGGAACAAAACGGCUCCAGCAGCCUCAAUGGACACGGAGGUGGCGAUGGUAGAAUGGGCAGCUUCUCUGGCGGUAGCACUACACUGACACUGGCCUCCACCAGGAGUCUGCAGUUGAACUUUCAUCCGGGACGCGGCCUACACUAUCACCUGCCUGUGCUGUUCGACUAUUUUCACCUGGCGGCCAUCAGCGUGGGCAUUCACGCCAGUCUCGUGGCCCUCCAUCAGCCGUACAUCAAGCGAAGCAUGUUCUCGUACAUGAAAUUCUGUGCCCCUCGAAGCUCGAAGCCUUGGAGUGCCGGCAAGCUGAGCUGCCGGGGUAACACCUCACCGGGUCCCCUGGAGGCAGUGUUCUUUGGUCCUCAGAUAGGUGGCACCACCAAAUGCAGCGGCGGUCCUGCAGGGCGUCUGCUCCAGUCCCGGGCCAUACAUCGGGAGAUCUGCUGCCUGCUUCUGGGCGCCAUCGAGCAGUUGAAGGCGACACUCAAUGAGUUCAGUACCGUGCUGCCGCCGAGCAUCAACUCGCAGAUUGGAUCGCCGCCUCUAAGGGAGAACGAUACUGGCGAGCGGCUCCAGCUGCUGCUGGAUCAAGCCAAGCAACUGGAGGCGGAGGAGGACUUUGCCAUUCGUGCCAAUUCGGACAUUGCCCAGCUGUGUGCGGAGAGCAUCUUCUGGUGGCGCCGCGUGCUCCUGGCCUCCCGAUCCUCCACGGCGGUGCACACGCUGCUGGCGCGGAAGCAUCACAUCCUGAGAGUGCGACGCUUUGCCGAGGGUUUCUUUGUGCUGGAGCAACCGCGUCAUGCGGCUGCCGCUGGCUGUCAAGAGCAGGCCAAUGGAUCACCAUCGCUGGGUCACUGUCAGGGCUAUGUGGCCAUUGCAGAGCUUGCACGGAGGAGCCGCUAUCUUCAGUCCCUGCCCCCGCUUCCCGUUCACUGUACGCCCAUCGAUGGCGACGCCUCCUCACUGCCCCUCAUCUUUGAGGAUCGCUAUGUGACGCCGGGUAGCAGCUAUGGACGAAGGCGCUCCGGCAGCGAUCCCCAGCUGGACGAAUCGGUGUCCAUUGGUGGUGGGGUCGGCGGCUGUCAGAAGAAAAAGGUUGAUAAGACCCACUCGAGUAGCAGCCUGAACGGGAUCAAGGACUGCCUGGCCUGCCACUUCGACUACGACUACCCGCAGACCAACGGCUCCGGUCCGGCUCAUCCGCAUGCCAAGUGCGUGGUCACACCACGCUUCGCCUUGGGCGGGGAAGUACUUCAGGCCAGCCUGACCAUAGCUCCCAGCAAAGAGCAGGCUCCUGCUCCUCCAGCCCCCACAGCGGCACUACGCCACAAUCUCUCCCGGCACUCGGUCACAGGUCUGCUGGAGGAUCUCGAUUUGGACUCCAGUCUCCCGGCGCGGCACAGCAAGUCCCUGGAUCAACUCGAUGGCUGUGAAGGAUUGCCCACGAAUCCGGCGCCACCAACGACCAUCCACACGUUGCCGCGUCUCCAGGCGGAUGACCUGAUGAGGAACAUUUGUGAGUUCCGGCAACGCUACGGGAAGUUCGAUUACCUGCACGAGAUCAAGCUACUGAAUCCUCCCAAGCAGCAGCACAGCACAGCGCAGCAGCAGCAACAGGGACAGUCGGCGCAGCAGGGACAGCAGUGCACCAAUGGCUACAACUCGCUGCCCAAGUCGAUGGUGCCGCCGAGGAACUCGUAUCCGCCGCCACCGCCGACACAGCAUACAACGAUGCCGCGGAGCAGCUCCUCGCAGAUACCGCGUGCCGUGGAGAUUGCCCGCGUGAGAGUGUCGGACAUCAAGGAGAUGCUGCGCCAGGGCCAACUCAGGAAAGAGUCCAGCAGUUCCGAGAGCGACAUGAUGCAGAAGCUCCAGAUGCUGAGUUCCAACAGCGUGCCCUUCCGCCUCGAAGGCGCUGGCGGCGGCAAUGGCAAUGGAACGAGCAACAACAACACCACCAGCAGCGAUCCCAACACCAGUGGGUUCAGUGAGUCCCUGCCCAAUCUGGCUCCUCCGCCUGAAUUCGAUUCGGACUCGCAGUUGAGACGGCAAAGGAGCAACUCCACCUCCUCACUGAGUGAGGAGAGCGGCUGGCUUAACCUAGGCAUGGGUAUGGCCAUGGAGACGCGUCUGAACGGGGAACAGCUGCGCCUGCGCCUUCAGAAGGUCCUGGAGCAGCAACAACUCCAGCAACAACAUCCCCACAAGACGCGGAAGAGACAAACGGGGACCUCCAGUCAGAGCAGAACCCCAGCUCGUCAGCCGCCGGAGGUACACAAGAAAGUGUCCUCGGUGACUGUGAAUAUCAAGAAGGAACGCUCCCGCUUCCAGUUGGACCGACUGCGUCACCUGCCCAACGGAGAGUCCACGGAGGUGGAGGAGAUGGAGCCGCCGCCACGCAGGAAUCGCCACAAGACUGCCAACUCCACGGGCAAGUCCAAGUCGGACUUUGACAUUACCAGUCUGAAGGACAUGCAGCCCCUGGACGCGGUCUGCCUGCCACCACCUCAGCAGUUUCAAGACCAAGAACAGGAGCUGGCUUUGGCCGCCCUGGCUCCACCGCCGCCCGACGAGUUCCGGGAUCCGCCACCAGAACCAGCACCCUCUGCGGCACCUCUCCCUGUUCCUUCUACCGUUGCCGUUGCCGUUCCUAUUCCCGCCUCACUUCCUCCAAGUGGCAAAGCCAAGAUCCAGGUGACCUGCCAUUUGCCUCCGCCGCCGCUCAAGGAGCGCCAACCGGUGGGUGCCAUCGAUAAUCCGGUCUACCACAUCUACGAGUCCCUGCGACCAAUCUCCACACCAGCCAUCUUCACCAAUAAGCCCGUACUGAAAUCCCACAGCCUGGCAGAGCUGAAGAGGCCACAGAAUCUCCCGAAUCCGCUGAGCCAUCAAUGCAAGUCACAUGCCAUCAAUGGCAGUAAUGGCUUGGACGCCGAGCAGGACGAGAAUAAGGAGAACUCCAAUGGGCAGGUACGGGCGGCCAAGCCACCGGGCAACAGUUCUCAUCCCGCUGGCAAGCACAAGCGGAAGGGACAGGCCUCCGCCGCUGUCCAGGAGGCGCCGCCCAGCAUAUCCCUCUUGGAGUUUGAAAAGUACCGCGAGGAGUUCCGCAAGCAAAUCAAGUAUCAGGGCAGCAUAUACUCAGACUACGUCCAGCUGGCCUCCGAGCUGCCCUACUUCUACAUCAGCGACGAGUACCGCGCCUUCUCGCCCAACGGCAUGCAUCUAGUCAUCUGCGUCCACGGACUGGAUGGUAACUCGGCGGAUUUAAGGUUGGUGCGCACCUACCUAGAGCUGGGACUGCCGGGAGUGAACCUGGAGUUUCUCAUGUCAGAACGAAACCAGGGAGACACCUUCUCUGACUUUGACACCAUGACUGAUCGGCUGGUAACCGAGAUACUCUACCAUAUCGAUAGCUGCGCUCUGAAUCCUGUUCGCAUCUCGUUCGUGGCCCAUUCCCUGGGCACAAUCAUUGUGAGGAGCGCCUUGGCCAGGCCUCAGAUGCGUCCUCUGCUGCCGCGCCUGCACACCUUCCUCUCGCUCUCGGGUCCGCACUUGGGUACUCUCUACAAUACCAGUGGACUGGUUAAUAUGGGCAUGUGGUUUAUGCAAAAGUGGAAGAAAUCCGGUUCCCUGCUGCAGCUUUGCAUGCGCGACACCACUGACAUGAGGAACAGCUUCCUGUACAGGCUCAGCCAGAGAAGCACCCUGCAUCACUUCAAGAACAUUCUGCUCUGCGGCUCCAGCCAGGAUCGUUAUGUGCCAGCGCAUUCCGCACGAUUGGAGCUGUGCAAGGCUGCCAUGCGGGAUAGCUCUACUCUGGGCACCAUUUACAGAGAAAUGGUUCACAAUGUCAUAGCCCCGAUACUAGCCCGGCCGGAACUGACUUUGGCUCGCUUUGAUGUCCAUCACGCUCUGCCUCAUACGGCUAAUACACUGAUUGGUCGGGCGGCUCACAUAGCUGUCCUGGACUCGGAGUUAUUUAUUGAGAAAUUUAUGCUGAUUGCGGGCCUCAAGUACUUCAGUUAACCAGAUCAAGAGCGUCCCAAGGAACCAAAACAAUUGCUGACUUUUUAAAAGAUCUUUUGUAGAGUCCUAGAGAGUUCAUAAAGAGUACAGUACAUGCUAGAAGGGGUCCAUAAUAUAUUUACAUUAAUCCCUUGUCGAAAUCCUUCCUUAAAGCUGAUAUAUUUUACUCAAGAUUCUUGGAAAAGUUCCUAAAAACAUUUUUUUACUCAUUUAUUCUUUGUUGUGUUAAUUUAUUUCAGUUUAAUUUUAAUCUACUUAUAACCCUUUCCAGCCUGUACUUUACUUCAAUAUUAACCUAAUAUAAAGAACUAGUUAAAAAACAGGGUACUCAUUAAUUAAAGUCAGAACAAGAACCAGUGUCAUCAGAUCCGCCAAAACUGAUUCCCCAUACAACCGCGAAUUGGGACAAGGAAUUUAUUGAAGCAAAUCGUUAGACUUGAAUUUUUUACCAAUGCAACUCUUUUGUAGGGAAUUGAUAUCCACUCACACACAACCACAUACGAACAAAUCAAAAAACCAAAGAAUGUUUAAUCAAAAACCUAUAACCAAAAUGGCGGCAUAACUGUUGAAAACGUGUUACCGAUACUUACAUUUUUUAGCUUUAAGAGUUGAUCGCAUACGAAACCUAAAAAAAAGAAGCCAAAGCAAAAGCAUCAUAAGUAGUGUUAAAUUCAAGUUCAAAACUAUACACGAGACUUUUUCGAAACGUUUGAAUUGCGAAAGGAAAGUGAACGGAAACGGAAACGGAGACGGAAACGGAAACGGAAAUGAGAACCAUCAUGUUAAGUAUACGUAACUAUCUGUAGUAGUUGAGCACGGGACGAGGCAAGGUUGCAUUUUGAUGAAAUUAGCAGAAUAGUAUUAGCAAUUUUUAAGACUAAUCAAAAAACAAAAACGCCGAUGGUUUUUUCCAAAUCUUUUUACUGCUAGACAAAAAGAAAGAGAACAAAUUUAGAUGAACUAGAGUUAGAGGUAGAGGUAGCGUUUGAACUAGUCGAGUUGUUGGUAGCUGACUGCGUCUUCGGGGGAGCGUCAAUUAAGUUAAGGGGCAGAGGUCUAGAGGUUUAUUUGCAGGCCUAGGUUUUUCAUUGGGAACAAGAUUGAUGCACGUGUAAAGCAGUUAGGACGAAACUUUUGCAAAUUCUUAGCCUAGUCUUAGUCUAUAGAACUCUGUCGUUUCUGAGCUUUUUCGAAUCGUUGUUGUGAACUAAUACUGUUUGAGACCCUACCAGAAAUUGCAUUCUUCGUGUGUAUGUGUGUAACCGUCCUAAAUGUAACGACUUUAUCAACUUUGCUAACGCGAAAACCAACCAAAAAUGUGUGUAACUGGUUUUUAAAAUUGUUUGUGUGCGUAAAAAAGAACUUUGAAUGUGUAUUUUGAAGCGUUUCGUAAGGCACUACGAUUUUACUUAAUGUAUUCCAUCAAAAUUGAGCAAGAGAUUCCCCUCAG
Drosophila kikkawai is the source of this 6158-nucleotide messenger RNA. NCBI's taxonomy places the organism in Eukaryota, Metazoa, Arthropoda, Insecta, Diptera, Drosophilidae. The record is from RefSeq and is a predicted model, not a curated record.